This is a messenger RNA of Tetranychus urticae (two-spotted spider mite), 345 nucleotides long. NCBI's taxonomy places the organism in Eukaryota, Metazoa, Arthropoda, Arachnida, Trombidiformes, Tetranychidae. The record is from RefSeq and is a predicted model, not a curated record.
AUGCAGGAUGGUCCUCCGCAUAGGACUAGAGACGUGUUCGACCUUCUUCAACAAAAAUACAAUGGAAGAGUGAUUGCAUAUGGCUAUCCAAAUCAUGCAGGAGCUGGACUUGAAUGGCCACCUUAUAGCCCUGAUCUUAAUCCAUGUGACUAUUUUCUUUGGGGUUAUGUCAAAGACAAAGUUUAUGCAACCCAAAUAGACAACAUAGAACAGCUGAAAGCUGCCAUCUAUUCUGCUAUCAAUUCGAUAGACAGCAACACGCUUGCUAGAGUGAUAAGUAAUUUUUACAAACGUGUUGAAUGUUGUCAUGCGGCUGAUGAUGGACACUUUGAAAAACAUGUUUAA